Messenger RNA from Spathaspora passalidarum NRRL Y-27907, 1528 nucleotides. RefSeq names its product alpha-ketoglutarate dehydrogenase (gene KGD2). Gene Ontology annotation, cellular component: oxoglutarate dehydrogenase complex. Gene Ontology annotation, molecular function: dihydrolipoyllysine-residue succinyltransferase activity. The annotation marks the transcript as partial. Lineage: Eukaryota; Fungi; Ascomycota; Pichiomycetes; Serinales; Debaryomycetaceae. Gene Ontology annotation, biological process: tricarboxylic acid cycle. The transcript has a single exon. The record is from RefSeq and is a predicted model, not a curated record.
AAGUGAAACUUCACAACACCACCUAGUUUCUUUCUAGAAAAAGGCAUCCAGUGUUUUUAUACAUUUCAAUCUGGUUCAUUCCAUACUUUACACACAUAUAUUAAAACACAAUGUUGUCAAGAACUAUUAAAUCAUCAUUAAAACGUGUUCCAAGACCUUUGGCUGUCUCCGGGUUAAAGGUUACCAAUGCUGUUGCCAUCAGAUCGAUGCACAUCCAAUCCUCAAAUAGAGCUUUUGAUAGACCAAUGAACUUGUCAUUCUCUCGUUUUGCUUCUACCACCGUCAAGGUCCCAGAUAUGGCUGAAUCCAUCACUGAAGGUACUUUAACUGCAUUCAAUAAAGAAGUUGGUGAAUAUGUGAAUCAAGAUGAACAAAUUGCCACCAUUGAAACCGAUAAGAUUGAUGUUGAAGUAAAUGCUCCAGUUGCUGGUACUAUCACUGAAUUCUUGGUUGAACUUGAAUCUACUGUUGAAGUUGGACAAGCCCUUGCUACCAUUGAAGAAGGUGCUGCCCCAGAAGGUGGUGCUGCUGCUGCUGCUCCAGCUGCUCCAAAGGAAGAGGCCAAGCCAGCUGAAUCUGCUGCUCCAGCCGCUUCUGCUGCUGCCCCAGCCGCCACUCCAGCCGCUGCUCCAGCUGCUCCAAAGAAGGAAGCUCCAGCUCCAAAGAAGGAAGAACCAAAGGCCGCUGAAGCCAAGUCCGGUGCUACUUUUACCAACUUCUCUAGAAACGAAGAAAGAGUCAAGAUGAACAGAAUGAGAUUAAGAAUUGCUGAACGUCUUAAGGAAUCCCAAAACACUGCUGCUUCGUUAACUACCUUCAAUGAAGUCGAUAUGUCCAACUUGAUGGAAAUGAGAAAAUUAUACAAAGAUGAAUUCCUUGAAAAGACUGGUACCAAGUUAGGUUUCAUGGGUGCUUUCGCCAAGGCUUCUUGUUUAGCUGCCAAGGAAAUCCCAGCUGUUAACGCUGCCAUUGAAAACAACGAUACCUUAGUUUUCAGAGACUACACCGAUAUUUCUAUUGCUGUUGCUACUCCAAAGGGUUUGGUUACUCCAGUUCUUAGAAACGCUGAAUCCUUAUCUAUCUUGGGUAUUGAACGUGAAAUCUCCAACUUGGGUAAGAAGGCUAGAGAUGGUAAGUUAACCAUUGAAGACAUGACCGGUGGUACUUUCACUAUUUCUAACGGUGGUGUUUUCGGUUCCUUAUAUGGUACUCCAAUUAUCAACAUGCCUCAAACUGCAGUUUUAGGUUUACAUGGUGUCAAGCAAAGACCAGUUACCGUCAACGGUCAAAUUGUUUCUAGACCAAUGAUGUACUUGGCUUUAACUUAUGAUCACAGAGUCUUGGAUGGUCGUGAAGCUGUUACUUUCUUGAAGACCGUGAAGGAAUUAAUCGAAGACCCAAGAAAAAUGUUGUUAUUAGAGUAAACUGAUAUCUUAGAUAUAUGUACAUUACGGUAAUAACAGUAAUCUUUUAAAAGAACAAGUUUUUAUCUCCUCUUUAUAUUUAUAUUACAUCGAUUUGCAUUGUU